Messenger RNA from Aedes aegypti (yellow fever mosquito), 1929 nucleotides. Its product is annotated as GDP-fucose protein O-fucosyltransferase 1. The transcript is spliced from 2 exons. The record is from RefSeq and is a predicted model, not a curated record. Gene Ontology annotation, biological process: protein O-linked glycosylation via fucose; Notch signaling pathway. Bases 108 to 1319 code for a protein of 403 amino acids. Gene Ontology annotation, molecular function: peptide-O-fucosyltransferase activity. Lineage: Eukaryota; Metazoa; Arthropoda; Insecta; Diptera; Culicidae.
GAAGCCGAACAACCUUCACGGUUCACGGGGCUUUGCUGUCUGUGAUUUUUGUUUGGUUUGCUUUGAAGUCGUUGAAAUCCCGGUGAAAAGUGGGUGUAAUUUUCAUCAUGAAACUCGCGUUAUUCCUAGUUUUUCUCGGUGGUUCCUUCAUUUUCCAAGUGAAUUCAAUCAGUGUCGAUGAAAAUGGUUACAUUCUGUACUGUCCUUGCAUGGGUCGCUUCGGUAAUCAAGCUGAUCACUUUCUGGGAGCUUUGGGGUUUGCUCAUGGUUUGAAUCGAACACUGGUGCUGCCACCGUGGGUGGAGUACAGGAAAGGAGCAGCGAACUCGGUUCAAGUACCGUUCGACACGUACUUCCAGGUGGCACCCCUGACCGAAUACACCCGCGUGAUAACGAUGGAGAAUUUCAUGUCAAAUUUGGCACCAUCGUUGUGGCCACCAGAGGAACGCAUUUCGUUCUGCUAUACGGAGCGGAUGGGUUUAGACGGAAGUACAGGCGGUGGCUGCAACGCUAAAAGUGGUAAUCCUUUUGGGCCAUUCUGGGACACAUUCAAAAUUGACUUUGUCAAGUCGGAAUUUUUCGGUCCAAAGCUAAACUACGACGUAUACCAUCACGAUAUGGCGAACAAAUGGGCAGAAAGGUACCCUAGCGAUAAGUGGCCAGUGAUUGCAUUUACAGGAGCGCCUGCCAGCUUUCCCAUUCAGAUCGAAAAUCGCGAACUGCACAAAUAUCUCAAGUGGUCCGUUACAAUUGAAAACGCUGCUCGCGAUUUCAUUCGGAAUUCGUUACCCAAGGGUGCGUUUAUGGGAAUCCAUUUGCGGAAUGGAAUCGAUUGGAUAAGAGCUUGCGAUCACGUUAAAGAAAGCUCCAACCUGUUUUCCUCACCUCAGUGCCUCGGGUAUCGGAACGAGAAGGGAUCGCUUACUUUGGAAAUGUGUCUUCCAUCGAAAGAAAUAAUAAUCCGUCAGAUCAAGCGACAGAUCAAAAAUCACAAAGAAGCUUAUAAAAAUAAUGAGAUUAAAUCAGUGUUCGUUGCUUCUGAUAAUAAUCAUAUGAUUCACGAUCUGAACGAGGCACUGAAACGAAUGGACAUUACGGUGGUUAAACUGCCGGAGAAUAACCCUCAUCUUGACCUGGCGAUUCUUGGGAUGUCCAAUCACUUCAUCGGGAAUUGUGUGUCGUCGUACUCGGCCUUCGUUAAAAGGGAGCGAGACGCAAAGGGAUUUCCCUCAACAUUCUGGGCCUUCCCGGCAGAGAAACACAUGUCCAAGUCGGCGAAGGCAGCAGCCGGUGGAUCGGUGACGCACGAAGAGCUGUGAUUGUGUGAGGAUGCUGAUGAGAUCAUUCAUUGAAAGAAACAGAGGAGAAUUAAGACAAAUAAAAAAACAAACGGGGCUGUCCCAAGGUUCCUUAUUUUACGUCGUUUGUACGAUGCACAAAAUCUCGUGUUGGCGAACGUUGGUUGUUUUGAUUUGAAGCGGUAAUAACCAACGUGUUCACAUCAAUGUAGGUAUAGUUUGAAUAGGUUUUGGGUUCUGGUGUCACUCGGUUCCAACUAGUAGCAGCUAAAUAAAUGCAACUCACUCAUAGUAUCACUUUUCUACCGAACGACCUUGUUGGUGCGUUUUUGAUGACUGGUAUUUUGCUGCACUGACCCACAAGCAUUGGAGGCAAUUUGUUUCUACUUCGGUUACCAGAUCUGAUGAUGUGUAGGCCAAUAUUACGACACGAUUUUUAAGUGGAUGAAUGAGCACGUUUGUGUUUUUUGUUUGUUUUUAACACAAUAGCAACGAAACUAAUGGACUAGGGAAGUAUUAUUUAGUGAUGAUAAGGAUGAUUAAUGUGUUAGAGACUGAUGUAACGAAUAAUGACCAUACUCACUCAUGAUUUGCACUUAGUAUCGAAGAUAUAAUCUUUUAUGCAGUCAAA